Molecule: messenger RNA, 2899 nt
Organism: Xiphophorus maculatus (southern platyfish)
Lineage: Eukaryota; Metazoa; Chordata; Actinopteri; Cyprinodontiformes; Poeciliidae
Gene: cntrl
Product: centriolin-like
Exons: 14
Coding region: 1374-2882 (502 amino acids)
Source: RefSeq, a predicted model, not a curated record
AAUAUUUAGUUUGAUGCAAAAUAAAAUAUUAAGUUUGCUAGUUACUGUAUGUAUUUAGCUUAGUGCUAAAUAUUUAGCACUAAGCUAGCACUAUUUUUAUUUUUAUUUAGCACUAUCCUGUUUCUACCUAAACAGCCCAAAUUACUGCUGUUGCUUUUUAGUAAAGUAAUUUUAUUUAUAUAGCACAUUUUCAUCAACAAGGCAGGUCAACGUUCUUUACAUGAAUUAAAAGGAAAUACAAACAAAACAACAAAACCAAAAGAAAGACAAAGGUAGAAGUACAAUACUAAAUAUUAGUUUCCCAUGUUUAAUAAGAAUAAGACUAAGUAUAGUCCAUAAUUUAUAAACUAAUAGGGGUUUCUAUUCCUGGAUGAGAGAGGUGUAAAGCUAAAUGUUGGCUAAGGAUAAAAUUAAAUGUUGGUUCAGUUCCAGUUGUUGUGGGUUGAGUUCUAGAUUUGUAUAAAGGUAAAUGUUGGUUCUCCAUGUUUGACUCUUGUUCUGGGUUGCUAAGUAAGCUAACAGGUGUUUCUCCAGGUCUUGAGCAAGUAUCAAAAGUAUAAAGCUAAAUGUUGUUCUAAAGUAAUGAGUACUCCACAAUUCAUAAAAGUAAAGAAUAAGUAAAAUGAAAUGGCAACAUCAGGAAGGAUAUGGCACAUAUAGCGAGAUAAGGCACAGACAUGGAGGCAGCGACAGGUAGGAAACAAUAACUGAGAGUGUCUGCUGUGUAUGUAUAUGUCCAUGAGCCUGUACGAGCUAGCUCUCCCAGCAGUCUCUGUUAUGAUGGUCUUAUCUAAGAGCAAGUCCUUGGGAGCGCUCAAGUCGCACAUAUGUCUUCAGAAAGGAGUGGGAUGGGCAGGAGCAUCAUGUUUACGUUUCUUCCAGGAGAUUUGAGAUAGCCAUCCAGCCAAGGCUAACACAGGGGAGCCAGUUCAGAUACAGACAAUAUGCUUUAGGUCAGGUAGAUUUUAAAUUUCAAUCUACCCUAAAGUCUCACCGAUGCAUUUCUGUUUAUUCUAAUCCAAAUUAGUGUGGUCGUUCCUGCCAGACUGAAACUAGCAACUUCUUCAACAUCGAUUUCAUCCCGCUAGUGAGUUUUAGGGUCAUCAGCUAUGCUGCGAUUCGCAAGUUGCGAAUCCAAUUUGCGCCUCUGUCCCACAGCAUGGUGGGCAGGGAGGUAGCGGAGGGAAAAGCGUCCGUCUUCAGCUUAAGACAUAACUUGCAUCUUAUCUCAGACAUUAACUGGGUUUUCUGGUGCUGCUCAGAUUAAAUGCUGUGACUUUAAAUCCAGAUUAUUCCAGUGAGUCGUUGCUUGUGUCUGAGGUCCAAUCAGAACCCGCUGCAGAACCACAUGAGGGUCCGGCUACCCAUGACCAAUGAGCAGGAAGAACGGCCAGCUGGAGGGUCGCCUUGACGACCUCCUGUCACGCAUCGCCAUGGAAACACAGGAGAUCAAAGAGCUGGAGCAACAGCUGACCAGCAAUCAGAUUCUGGCCAACGAAGCGCUGCAGAGGGAUCUGCAGGAGGCAACUAAUGGACUACAGGAGUACCUGAGAGGGCUGAGGCAGCAGUCCCGGCGCUCUCAGCAGCAGGUCCAUGUUCUUCAGGCGGAAAACCGGAGCCUGCGGCGCCUCUUGCAGGACUCCCACAGACACUGCAGGAUGGUGCAGGACCCUCAGGAGGAGCUGUCUGCGCUGUGGACGGAGGUUCAGGCUCUGAGGGUCCGACAGGCGGAGCUGGAGGCGGAGCUUUGGCAGCUGAGGGCGGAGCCAGACCACCAGGUCCAACUGGACCAGUUUUACCCGACCCGGAUCCAGCUGGAGCGGCUUACCCACAGUCUACCAGAACCAGAGAACCAGACGGAACCACAGGAUGGAGCCAGUUCUAGAGACUCUCUGAGCGCCGAGCGGCUCCACGGGUCGGCCCACCAGAACCGGACCGGCAGGCAGGAGGUCCGACCGGGCCAGAACCAGACAGUAGAGCAGAACCUGGCUCCCAGUCUGGCCUCUCAAGGGACUCAGGACUCUGGUUUGGAGCUGCAGUACCUCAGUUCUCCUGACAGGGGGCGACAUCAGGAAGAACUUCCUUCAGGAGGACGAAUUCGUCCAGCAGCCCAUGACCCGACUGAAGUUGUCUCUGCUGGGACUUCCCAGGGUUCUCCAGCAGGGGGCAGGAUGUCAAGGCGCAGAGAUAAGGGAGGCAGAUGUGUGUCAGACUGCCUGGAAGAGAAGAAGAUGCAACGGUCCCUGCAGCGACACAGGAGUGUGCUGCAGGUGUGUGAUGAGCUGGUGUGUUUGGAGGGAACUCUGCUGCAGAGACGGGCAGAGCUUCGCCAGGCCGACCGGCUGCUGCUGGAGGCUCAGAGCUGCCGCCGGAUGGCCAGGAGAGACGCUGACUCGCUGCAGCACCAACUGGACGACAGCGCCACCUGUCUGCUGGAGGCCACAGGGCACCUCAGGGAGCUGCAGGAGGGGGCAGAGCUACUGAGGAGGAAGAGGGAGGAAGAGGAGCGGCAACUCAGGAAGAUGGAGGAAGAGCUGAGGAGCCGACAGGAGGAGCUGCAGCAGCUGGAGUCAAAGGUCACCAGAGCUGCACAUAGACUAGCUGAUCUGCUGUCAGACUGUAGGGAGGCUCAGGAGCGCCUGGACUCUCUCACCUGUCAGGAGCAGCGCAGCGUCUGGCUGCCAGGGGGCAGCAGAGAGCUGGAGGACCGGAGGAGACGCACUGACAGGUCUGGGACCAGAACUCCUGUCCGCCCUUCAUCAUCUAAGGGGGUGGAGCUACAGAAGAAGGUGGAGCCAGUGGAGGGCAGGAAGUCACUAAAGGAGCUACAAAAGGUCAUCAGCGUUAGAGGGAGGAGCCACAUGGAAGAGGCGGGGUUAUAAAUGACUGACAAAGAGGA